Molecule: messenger RNA, 267 nt
Organism: Funneliformis mosseae
Lineage: Eukaryota; Fungi; Glomeromycota; Glomeromycetes; Glomerales; Glomeraceae
Source: the annotation of a GenBank genome assembly
AUGUCAGUCACUCUUCGCGAACUCAAGAUAAAGACUGGAGUCGUUAAACGUCUCUUUAAAGAAGAAAAAUAUUAUCGUCAAGAAGCUGAAAAACAACAAAAACGAAUUGAUAAAUUAACGGAAGAUGGAACUGAUAAACAUACUAUAGCUAAACAGAAAGAAGUAUUGCAAGAAUCAUUAAAUAUGAUUCCAGAUUGCCAGAAUCAAGAAUUAAAACAGGCAGAAGAAAUCUUUGAAGAAGUUAACAAAGAAAUAGAAAAUGAAUAA